GCAAAUGAAUCUAGUUGAGCAGUCUCAGUCUCCUAGCAUUUCAGCAGAGUUUAUACUGGCUGAGUCCAGAGGAAUGGCUCAGGUCAGUCAUCUGCAGAUGAUAGAUGAGAAGGACUUGCGAGACGUAGUUUUGGUCAGAACGAGUGUAGGUGCGUGUUUGCGAGGACGUUUCGGAAGGACAGGACGCGAAGUGGCUGUAAAGUUAAUCGAAGAUAGUAAGUGGAUUGACAGGUUAAAGAAAGUAGGAAUGUUGGGCCAGGUGUGCGCUGAGCAAGUACUGGUCCCAUUGGGUGUGUACACAAGUUCAGCUCACUCUCUAGUGGGGUUGGUGUGGGACUGGAUGGCUGAAGGAUCUCUAGAUUCCACACUGCAUGAUACAAAUCUGUACCCAGAGCUUUCGAUGGUUCUUUGUCUUCGGAUCCUGUUGGAUGUUGCUGAAGGUUUAGCUCAUAUCCAUGCCAUUCCGCUGCCUCAUGGAGCCCUGAAAGCUACUAAUGUUCUUCUCGACCAACAGUACCAUGCAAAAUUGUGUGACUGGGGUCAAGAGAUUGGGGUCUUGACCACUUCUAAUGGCCAUGGGCCAUGUGUCAGAGAUCUGGCCUAUAUGUCACCGGAAGUCUUACAAGGUGCUGUUCCUUCUGUGGAGGCGGACAUAUAUAGUUUUGGGGUUCUGCUGUGGGAAACACUGAAUAGAAAGCGUCCAUGUGAAGGUAUUGAUCAGCUUCAGACCAAAUUAGAGCUUGGUUUAGGGGUUGACCUUCUGCCCCUUAUGACCCCUCAAAACCAUGCUCUUGCCCAGCUCAUCGUUCGAUGCUUGAAGAGUGAACCUCAAAAACGCCCAUCGGCUGAGGAGUGUGCAGUGGUUCUAAGGACAGCUUUGGCAGCAUUUGAUCCUCAGACUUUCACUGAAGAUGUUCUUCAUCUGAAAAAAUGCAAGGAGAGGGGGCUACUGAGCUGUAAAAGGCGCUCAUCCUGGGAGUUGCCUAUUGAACUACAUAACCUAGAGGACAAUAGUUGCAGUGGUCCCACAAAAAAAUGGACCUCCAAAGUGAUUCCACAGAAUGAAUCUCUGCCAGUAUCUUCACUGAAGGCAAAAGGAAAGUCCUCUCCGCCAUUGGCAACAAGAGAUGUUCCUCAGAUUGGAUGCUUUAGGGAUACUGGAAAAAGUUCAGUCCAGUCCAGUAACUCCUGCAGUAAUCGUGGUCUCAUUCAGAUUAAUCGGCGUUGUGGAAUUUCCCAUAGACAAAGUCCCACAUCUUUAAGGUCCCCAUGUGUUUCCUCUUCAACGCUGUUUCAGAGCACCCCACAACACAACGCUGGCAACCAAGUUAAAUAUGAACUGUCAGUGGGAAGGAGGUGUUGCGGGCUUCUGCAAGAGAGACGAGAGGCCAUUGUUCGCUGCAUGACUGAAGGACGACUCAACAACCUACUUGACGUGUUACGUGCUAGACAUGCUGUGACCCGUGAGACGUAUGAGAUCAUCACUUCGACCUUGACCUUGACCGCACGCACGCGCUGUUUGCUUGAUAUCUGUGCCUGUCUUGGUGAAAAUGUUGCUAUCUUGGUGGCCACAACUUUAGGUUUAGUAUCCACUGAAAAUACUCAAACCGCCCAGAGGUGGCAGUCUGGUUAAAUUUGAUCAAAAAUGCCUUUACAUUAGUGUUGUAAUACAGUAACUGCACACAAAACAAUUGAUCAUUAGAUUAGAUUUGUUUGCCAGUAUAAUGUGUCAUGAAUAUGUUGAGAUUGUUAUUGUGUUCUUAUUUAGACAAGUCUGUAAGAGAUGAAGAGAGGUCAGAUCCUCUGGAAGUGAAUGCUGCCAUGCAGUUUUAUUCUUUUUAAUCAAAAAAUAUCAUCAAAUUAACACCCAAUGUAAAGGGUAUUGAUGAUCUCAUUGUUUCCCAGUUCACAAACUGAAGGGAUUAUUCAAAUGACUUUGAA
Rhinichthys klamathensis goyatoka is the source of this 1941-nucleotide messenger RNA. Its product is annotated as receptor-interacting serine/threonine-protein kinase 2. Gene Ontology annotation, molecular function: JUN kinase kinase kinase activity; ATP binding. The transcript is spliced from 11 exons. Gene Ontology annotation, biological process: regulation of apoptotic process; protein phosphorylation. NCBI's taxonomy places the organism in Eukaryota, Metazoa, Chordata, Actinopteri, Cypriniformes, Leuciscidae. The coding region runs from base 5 to 1633 and encodes 542 amino acids. The record is from RefSeq and is a predicted model, not a curated record.